UGUUUUGUUUAUUUUUUUCAAACUAUUGAAGAUAAUUUGAACAUUGGAUUUCAUCUUUGGCUUGAAGCGAUUUCGUAUUUUCUUAAGAGAGUUUCUUCAACUGAACAAUUGCUCGUUUCCAAACCAAAGACGUUAUUGUAUUCAAUACCAUCAAGUACAAUGAUGGCAUCGUUUAGUAAUUUGAAAUCAAUUUUGUUUGUCGUCAUAAUAUUGAUGAUUGUUACUACAAAAACGAUAUCGGCUCAUGGCUCAUCAAUAAGUCCAUAUGUUGGUUUUGGUUACAAUCCAAUAGUCAGCCCUUUUUAUGGCUAUGGAUUGGCCAAUGCUCUCGGCUUUGGCUUCGAUCAUUUAAGCUAUUAUGGAAAGCCAUGGUAUGGUGGCUAUGGAAUCGGUUAUCCAUUUGGAAAUGGUUACGGUCUUGGAUAUGGAAUGGGCAUGGGUUACGGGAUGGGAUUUCCAGCAAUGAAUCUUGGAAUGGGUCAUGGUGGAAUAGGAUAUGGCGUUGGUCUAGGAGUUGGUUACGGUGCUGGAUAUGGAGCAGGCAUUGGCCCAGGUGUCGGGGGCUAUGGAUGGAUCAACAAAAAAGAAGGAUUCGAUAGUGCAUUCGAUCCUAUGAUGGGUGGUGGUGGUGGGGUUAGUGGUGAUUUUCACAAAACUGCUCGUAAUGGUCGAGAAUUGAAUCUUUCAUCUUCAACCGAUUUGAGUACAACACCAUCAUCAUCAUUGGCAUCGUUAAUUAUGAACAGGAGUUUAAAAACAAUUUCUUCAUCUGCAAAUAAACAAUCGUCAUCGCCAUCAUCUCAAUCACAGCACUAUUCGACCAAUAUUGUCGAUCAUUCAUUAUAAUAAUUAUUUUAUUUUAUAUAAACUUUUA
Messenger RNA from Dermatophagoides farinae (American house dust mite), 874 nucleotides. RefSeq lists its product as uncharacterized. The record is from RefSeq and is a predicted model, not a curated record. Lineage: Eukaryota; Metazoa; Arthropoda; Arachnida; Sarcoptiformes; Pyroglyphidae.